UGAACACUUGCAGCCCAAGCCACGCCCUUCUUACGUUUAUUUAACUCCAGUGGAUGGUGGCCGGAAAAGGACAAUGGUUUCCAUGUCAGCGACAAACGCACUCCUGGUAGUUCUUGGACCUGAUAGUUUUAAGAUUGCUGAGGAGCGAGAAAGUAGCUGAGGGAGCCUGUGCCUCUCGUAGAACAGGAGCCAUGCCGCGCCGGGGCCUAGUGGCAGGGCCAGACUUUGAUGAUUUUCAGCGUCGGUAUUUCACGCCGUCAGAAGUAGCUGCACACAACCAACCCGAGGACCUAUGGGUGUCUUACCUGGGAUUUGUUUACAAUCUAACACCACUUGUACAGGAAUUCAAAGGGGAUCUGCUGUUGAAACCCAUCCUGGAGGUUGCAGGCCAGGACAUUAGUCACUGGUUUGAUCCAGAGACUAAAGACAUUCGCAAGCAUAUAGAUCCACUGACUGGUUGCGUGAGAUACCGCACCCCGCGGGGCCGCUUCGUGCAUGUCCCGCCUCCUCUGCCCCGUUCAGACUGGGCCAAUGAUUUCGGAAUACCCUGGUGGAAGGGGGUAAAUUACCAGGUGGGGCGACUGUCUGCCCGGACUCGGAACAUCCGUAUUAUUAACACUCUAACAAUACAGGAGCACACACUGCAGGUGGGGGCUCUGGAAUCAAUGUGGGAAAUCCUGCACCGCUAUCUCCCCUACAAUGCACAUGCUGCCAGCUACACAUGGAAAUACGAUGGGAAGAAUUUGAACAUGGAUCAAACUCUGGAAGAAAAUGGGAUCCGGGAUGAAGAAGAAGAGUUUGACUAUCUCAAUAUGGAUGGUACAAUUCACACACCUGCAAUACUGCUCUACUUCAAUGAUGACCUCACAGAGCUAUAGACUCAAGUGCAUGUAGACUCAAGAUGUUUGAGUUUGCCUCUUUCUAUGCCUUGAGGAAAAGAGGUGUGGGUGUGUGGGGCUGGCCUAACCCUCUGUUCCCUGCUGGGAAUCAGCCCGUGGUUCUUGUGUAUCCCUGGCUCCUUUGCUCAUGGGUGAUUUGCUCAGAGUGUUAGUGGGGUCCUAGGGAAGAAUCCAUGAAGAGAGCUAGAGUCUCUCAGGAGUGUGAGGAGGAAGCACGGCUCAGGCAAAACUUUUUAGUAGUAAGAGAAAGACACACGGGGUGAAGGGAGGGAAGAACUUUUUUGGCAAAGGUGAGAAUGAGAUAUUUGUAGGAAGGUAGGAUUUACAGGAUUUGGAAAUUAGCUUUACCAAUCAUAGGUGGUUGGUAGAUUUCCUUUUUAAAGGUGUUUACUAGUUGGUGCCCCAGGAAAAGUGAAUGAGGUUAAUUUAGAAUUGAAAUGCUGGAGUUUUACACUGUUCAAUACAGCUAUCCUAUAACAUUAACGCUAUUUCACAGAUAAUUCCUUAGGAAUUUACCAAGUCGGGCAUCUUUCAGUGUAAAGGAACAUUCUCAGCAGCCUUGCUUAAUGCUAACAUUUCUGAUGGCUGCUCUCAAACCGUGUAUUUGGAAUGUGAGUUUGUCCUAGGCUUACUGCAUGAUGGGGAAAUAGAAGCCUAUUGUGUACUUAAUAUUUACUGUGUUUUAGGGGGUUAAUUUAGAGAGAACUCAGGAUGGAGGCAGGGAAGGCUAAAUCUCAGCCAAGCACUGGCUAUUGAGGCUACUUCCUUGUUGAUAUCCUAAGAUUUCUGACUGUUUGGGUGCAAGAAGGUAGAUAUUUACUGACUCUAGGAAGAAGCAGAAUGGAGAAAGGGCCUGUAGAUAGAGAAAUUCUAAUGAGGGACCCAAAAGGGUACACCUUCUUUUUCCAGUAGGCCUUGCCACUGACAGACAGCAAGGAAGACAGUUGAAUUUGUCAAAUGGUGACCCUAAAAGAGGUUUGUUAGGGUCAGAAAGAAGGGGGCUAAGAGAGGCAGACAACUCUCAUAGCGACUGGCUGCAUCUGGUUCCCUUUAUCCCUAACAGAGGAGGGGGAUUAAGGCUGACAAUGUGCCAGGUGGAGUAGCUUUAAUCCCAGCACUGAGGAGGCAGAGACAGCUGGAGCUCAUGAGUUCCAGGCUAGCCUGGUCUACAAAACAAGCUCCAGAAUAGUCAAAGCUACAUAGAGAAAACCUGUCUCAAAACCAAACCAAAACAAAACAACAACAUAGUUUGCAGCAGCAUCAGGCAAAUACAGUCAAGGAGCUUGCGUCUUUCCCUCCAUGAGAGAGACACUGGGUGGGACGCACUGUCUUCUGAGAAGGUGACUGUAGAGGCAUGAGCCAAGGUGGACUCAAACUCUUGAUUUCAGUGAUUUUUUAAUCUACUGAUGCUGACGACUUUCACUUAGUCGUAUGCAACCUAAGAGUCCAUAAACUGCUUGGAUGAAUCAGUCAGUCGUGAUAUUUAGUAAGCUCAGAAAUGAUCUAUGUGUGUUCUUAUUUGUUUUUCUGAGUCUUAAACUAUCCGAGAGCCAAAGCAGGUCCUCCCCGGCAUCCUCAGGGGGUGCUGUGGGCUGGGCUCAUCCUGCCAAGCUUGUCUUUUCCAGGACAUCCCACUUACAGAUUUUUUUCCUGAUUUUCCUGGGGCGGGGUGGGGGAUGUGUCUCAUUAUGUAGCCCUGGAUGGCCAGGAACUCAGAGAUCACUCACCUAGUCCCAGCUUCUUGUUACACACACUCCUGUCCCUAAAUGCCCAAGAGCUCAUCCGGUCUAUCUCUAAGAAUCUUUGGAAUCUGUUCUUCUGUCUAAUAUAAUAACCACCUUUGUCUCAGAUUACUGGGAAACUUCCUGAUGUCUGUUUUCUACCUCUGCCUUCACAAACCUAAAUAUCUUACUUUCUGUCUUAGAUCUUCAGUAGGCUUUUCAUGCUUUUGAAAUAAAGCCCUAGCUGGGCGGAGGUGGCACACACCUGUAAUCCCAGCACUUGGGAGGCAGAGGCAGGCAGAUUUCUGAGUUCCAGGCCAGCCUGGUCUACAGAGUGAGUUCCAGGACAGCCAGAGCUAUACCUGCCUGCUCUGGUCAAGAACCCUGUCUCAAAAAAACCAAAUCCCCCAAACAAACAAACAAACAAACAAACAAAAGAAAAAAAAAAAAAGAAAAGAAAUAAAGCCCUAAAUUCAAGAAGCCUUGCAUAAAUCGGGCCCUGCCUCGAUGCCCGUGGCAUCCCCUCACGGUCCUCCUUGUCCUGCAAGCCAUGAGGCCUCUUCCUACCUCAGUUCACAUGGAAGCUGUUCUCAGUGCACCACACCCUUCUAUCCGGCACCUUGAUUAUCCUAACUAUUCGGUUUUCUUCUUUGUCUUUUUUGGCCUCACCUCAGCAGUAUGCACUUUUUUUUUUCUGUGUUCUUAUUAUCACUUCAAAACUACAUAGACAGGUAAAAAUGGCUGUCUGACUGCUAGAUUGUAAGCUCACGAGGGCAGAAACUUCCUUCAUUUCUGUAUUCUCAUUGCUGAACACAUAGCUGCUGCUCAAUAAAUAGACUGAAUGAA
Molecule: messenger RNA, 3466 nt
Organism: Apodemus sylvaticus (European woodmouse)
Lineage: Eukaryota; Metazoa; Chordata; Mammalia; Rodentia; Muridae
Product: cytochrome b5 domain-containing protein 1
Exons: 4
Coding region: 192-878 (228 amino acids)
Source: RefSeq, a predicted model, not a curated record